AUGGAUUUCAAGACUCUGUAUCAACUGAGUCAUGAAUAUGCGGAUUACGCGCACAAAAUGCGACCCUUCUUGGCCUCUGACGCCCACGUUAAACAAUACAAAAUGCUGAUAUACCACGCGGUAAAUGCGCUAAAGUUGAUCAAGUCAAGCCACCAGCUUAGUGCCGAACGAGACGUGAUAGUCACACUGGAGCUCUGCGACUUACUUGUGCAGGAAACUCAUGAUUUAGACUUGGCUGAAAUGUACUUGUCAAGCGUUCACGAACGCCUUUACGGGACCACCCUACUUCACGAAAAAAUGCUUAUUACCUCUGCCCUUGUACAAGUUGCAAAGGCAAGAAAUUCUGCAAAAUACUUCAAAGACGCUCUACGGCUGGUAACGGGGGCUCUUGCCGACCUGGAAAUGUCAAAUUCACGCUGGCUUCUGUAUUUUCAAUUACAACGCAUCGAAAUCAUUGUGGCAACCACACCUUCCGAUCCUAAAAUAUCCAAACUCUACCAUACGCUUAUCGCCAGUUGUGAGGUAGCUCCGGAUAUGCAGCUCUUUGUCAUAUGCUCUUAUGUUUGUUACCAACUCAGUCAAAACCAAAUUAUCGAUGAGGAGCACCUCGGCACUCUUCGCUCAUUUCCAGACGCGAAGCUUCCCGUACAACUAAAACUCUGGAGGAAACUUGUUGAGCUGCUGGUCCUGAUCUAUCGCGAUCUCAACAUAACCACAAAACUUGCCGAGUUCAAGGAUCUGAUCACGACUCACAAGAAAAAACUGACUGAUUCCACUUUUCAUCUGCAUCUCGACGAGUCGGUUUCAGUUUCGAUUGAUACACCUAUCGCGCGCUAUAAAGAUUUCAAAAAUAUCAUUUUGCUGUUCCAGAGUGUGAGCUACUUGACGAACUGUUACGAUAAAAAGGCCAACUUUUCAUUAAGGUUCUUACCUAAAAUUCGAAUAGCUGCUGAGGAGCUCAAACAGCAAUCAGAAGCAGUUAAUUCGGAGCUGGUACACAGUCGAAAGAGUUUUUACAAGCUCAUAAGCGAUCUUUGUACAUAUUACAUUUGUUUGGAAAGCCUAAUAUUGACGGGAAGCUGUGCUGACAUCGAGGAUGAAUCAGACUACUCAAAACUAGUUAUCGCAAUGAAGGCUCAGUUGACUCAUGAUACGGAGCGUGCUUUAGAUAAGUUCGCUGAUCUUCAACACCCUAAAGCUGCGCUCGAGUUUCGAAUGAUUGGCCUCUGCUCGACAUUUACCAUCCGAAUAGCCGCUAUGAGUAGAGCUGGAGGUACUGUUUCUUUCCCUGACUACCAGGCAGUAACUGAACUAUGGAAAAGCAUCACCUCAUUGUGCAGCUCGCAUGAUUUCCACCAAAACCAUAUAUGGGAUUGUACCAUGGUAAUUUUGUGGAUAUGCAGUCACUUCCAACCAUUCACAACUGCAAAACUAUCCAAGGAGGAUGAUCCGGGGUUUUUGAAAAAACUCGCAUUUUACUUCUCUGCUAACAGCUUUGCUCGUACUGCUAAAAAUGAAUGUGGCGGCCCCAUUCAAAACCCUGAACAUGGGCCUAACUUAAAAAAAUCACUUCUCUUACACUUCCUUUUGAAUUAUUUGGCCAGCGCCGUUCUCGUUAAUGAUCUGGAGGAAAAAUGCAUGAUAACAAACACCUGCUUUCAUCUAGGAAAGCAACAGCAUAUGCCAUUGAUGGAGUACACAUCUGGUUUGUCGCAUCUAUUGAAUUGCGGAUUAGCCAUGAAAAGCAAGGAUGUCUCUAUCACUAGAAACAGGUUAAAAGAGGUCGUCGCUAAUCUACUCAACGAAGGGUUCCAACAACAGAGCACCGUUGCUGCUAGCUAA
Molecule: messenger RNA, 1842 nt
Organism: Lachancea sp. 'fantastica'
Lineage: Eukaryota; Fungi; Ascomycota; Saccharomycetes; Saccharomycetales; Saccharomycetaceae
Source: the annotation of a GenBank genome assembly